Zerene cesonia (dogface butterfly) is the source of this 1799-nucleotide messenger RNA. It is a transcript of the gene ergic53, whose product is annotated as protein ERGIC-53. Gene Ontology annotation, cellular component: COPII-coated ER to Golgi transport vesicle; Golgi membrane; endoplasmic reticulum membrane. The coding region runs from base 46 to 1590 and encodes 514 amino acids. Lineage: Eukaryota; Metazoa; Arthropoda; Insecta; Lepidoptera; Pieridae. The transcript is spliced from 12 exons. Gene Ontology annotation, biological process: endoplasmic reticulum organization; Golgi organization; endoplasmic reticulum to Golgi vesicle-mediated transport. The record is from RefSeq and is a predicted model, not a curated record. Gene Ontology annotation, molecular function: D-mannose binding.
UCAUCUUGAGCUGUCCGUGUUCAUGUCGGGAGCUCCGUGGUAACGAUGUCUUCUUUUAGUAUAAACUUGUUAUUGUGUUCAGUUUUGUGUAUUUUAGUGAAUACGAGUACACAACAAUCCGUACACAGACGAUUUGAAUAUAAAUAUUCGUUCAAGCCGCCGUACUUAGCGCAAAAAGAUGGUUCGGUGCCGUUUUGGGAGUACGGAGGAAACGCGAUAGCGUCGGGUGAGAGCGUGCGGCUCGCGCCGUCGCUGCGCAGCCAGAAGGGCGCGAUAUGGACCAAGCAGCCGAUCAACUUCGACUGGUGGGAGGUGGACGUCAUGUUCAAGAUCACGGGACGGGGGAGGAUAGGGGCGGACGGUUUGGCGUUCUGGUACACCAGCCAGCGCGGCGACUACACGGGAGAUGUGUUCGGCUCGUCAGACCGCUGGAACGGACUCGGCGUCAUCUUCGACUCGUUCGACAACGACAAUAAGCACAACAACCCCUACAUCAUGGCCGUGAUCAACGAUGGCACGAAGAACUUCGACCAUAAGAGCGAUGGCUCAACCCAACUGCUGUCCGGGUGUCUGCGCGACUUCCGCAACAAGCCGUUCCCGACGCGCGCCAGGAUCGAGUACUAUCUCAACACGCUCACCGUGUACUUCCAUAAUGGUUUAACGAACAACGAGGCGGACUACGAGCUGUGCUUCCGCGCGGAGGGCGUGGUGCUGCCGCGCGGCGGAUACUUCGGGCUGUCGGCCGCCACGGGCGGGCUCGCCGACGACCACGACGUCAUACACCUGCUCACCAGCUCGCUGCACAGCGAGCAGCAGCCCGGUGGCCAGCAGAUCAGCAACGAUGACCAGCAGAAGCUGUCGCAGGAGUACCAGGAGUACCAGAGGAAGCUCGAGCAGCAGAAGGAGGAGUACAGGAAGGAACAUCCGGGAGAGCUGCGCGACAAAGACGAUAUGGAGGACUGGUUCGAGUCGGACGGGCAGAGGGAGCUGCGGCAGAUAUUCCAGAGUCUGUCGCACAUACAGGACGUCACCAGGGACUUGCACAAGAAGGUCGACGAGGUGAUCGGCAAGCAGAUGAAUUCGCUGUCGAUGCUGACCGCCGUGUACAGCCAGGCGCAGGGCCAGCCGAUGGCGCAGCCCGGCCAGCAGGUGCAGAUGCCCGCCUUCCCCAUCACGCGCCACGACUGGGACGUGUUCAUGAACAACAACCAGAUGACGAUACAGACGAUAUCGGAGCUCAAGGCAUUUAUAAUCGAGGUGAACCGCAAGUCGGACGCGCUGCUGGCCGGCGGCGGCGCGGCGCUGGCGGGCGCGGGGGGCGCGGGGGGAGCGCCCGGCGGGGGGGGAGCCGCCAUCAACCCGCAGUUCCUCAACGAGCUGAGGGACAGCGUGAACAGCGUGAAGGCGAACUUGGCGGGCGUGGCGCAGAGGUUAUCGUCCCCGUCGGGUCCCGCAGCGGGGGCUUGCCCCGCGGUGUCCUGCGUGGGGACGGGCACGUUGCUCGCGGUGGUGGCGGGACAGCUGGUGGUGCUGUUCAUCUACCAACUGUACAAAGAAAGGAAAGAAGCACAAGCGAAAAAGUUCUUCUAAGUGAGUGAGUGAGCGAGAACUGGUGGUUGUAACAGAGUGAUUUUAUAUAUUUUUGUUAUUUUUUGUCACAAAAAUUUCGAUUGAUUUAAAAAGAUUUGGAACAUCUUGAAAAUUUAUUGUUUUGCCGUUUUGUAAGAUAGUGUAUGAAUCCUGUAUUUGUUAGUUGUAUGAUGUUAUAUAAAUCUUAUAAUAAAUAUUAUAAAACUCUU